Cladophialophora immunda is the source of this 3004-nucleotide messenger RNA. RefSeq lists its product as uncharacterized. The record is from RefSeq and is a predicted model, not a curated record. NCBI's taxonomy places the organism in Eukaryota, Fungi, Ascomycota, Eurotiomycetes, Chaetothyriales, Herpotrichiellaceae. The coding region runs from base 346 to 2952 and encodes 868 amino acids. The transcript has 5 exons.
GGACACUCCAGUAUCAGCACCACACGCUCUCUCACUCUUUCUGGGAGUCCACAAGGAAGCGGUCCCCGAGGAUCUUCAUUUCUAUACCUCCUUGGUCCAGAUCCUCCGUCCGAGCACCAUCGACAACAAUGUCAGCAUCGAUGGAAUUGGAUCCUUGAUUGGCUUCACCCGUUGCACCGUUUCCCCUUUACUUUUUGCCUUCGAUCCCCAGGAUUCGCGCCGCGCCGCGCCGUUCUAUAUCCAUUUCCUCCACUACAGACUCCAUAUACAUCGUUCUCGCUCUCUCUCCAAGGACAUAAGGUAUACAGGUGCAUUCCAUAUCGACCAUCCACACGCCAAAACACCAUGCCGUCCUCCCCACCGAGCCCAACGACCAAGGCCGCCCGCGGCACUGGCACCACCACCACCGACAACAACAAGAAAAACGGCCGAGCAGCGGCGCCGCGCCCAGCACCAUCCAAAACCAAAUCCUCAACAUCUUCCUCUUCGUCGCGACGAGGCAGGAAAGCCGCCGGGCCGGGUGGCUUCUCGAACCAAUUCCGGCUCAACAGGCAGCGGAGCGAGACCGAGGCGCUGCUGGCGACGCAGCACGACGAGGAGGACUUCGCCGACAGCGACGGCCUGUACCCGCCGCACUGCACCUGGACGAGCCUCGAGCAGGACCGGCUGGGCGGGCGUCCGCCCGCCGAGGCCGACCCGUUCGGCAACGCGCACUGUAACGUCUAUGAGAAUAUUCAUCGCAUACGGAGGGAUAUCAUCACGAGUAUCGAUGACCCCUAUUCCCUCGACCAGCUCAAAGCUCCGCGAAUGAACAUCUCGGUUGUGCGGCCCCUGGUCGAUUCCCUCUACGAGACCAACGACUUAUCAAUCGUGUACUGCCUCCUCGUCAACCGGAUGCAAUUCAUCCGCGAACAAUCGUACGCGACACACCACCAAACGGUCAACCUCACGCGCGCACUUCUAUGCGAGCUCGUCGCGGAGAAGAUCCUCCGGCGGUACAAUGAACACAAUCCGGGGCCUAGGGGGCUACUCAAGUUGGCAAACAUUCUCGUUGCGGGCUUCGAACCCUUCCAAGGUGCUCCGGACGAGGUGACCAAGCAGAGUCAGCACGCGAUGCAUUACUGGGCCGCCCAGCGCAGAUCCAAGUCGGGCAAGGUGGAGAGGAAACUGACUGCCUUGGAAGUCGCCAUUGUCAGUGCCAGCAAGUCGUUCCUGGCGAGCAGCGCGUGUCAAAAGGUCGUCGACGCCAUCUACCGCGGCAAGGUCGUGUAUACACCCAGCAGCUUCAUUGACAUCAUCCCGGACCACUGGAAGAAGCGGCCAAUUUCCCUGUACGACCCCCGAAGAGCCCCGUUGUUAAACCAGUACAGAUUGAUUGUGCCGCGGACGAGGAACUUGAUCGAGGUGUGUCAGUUUGUCAUCCUACUGGCCCUGUACGUCGCAGUUAUGGCCGGGAGGGAGAGCCGAAUGAAUACCACCUAUGAGAUUCUCGAGCUGGUAUUUGACGUGUAUGGCGCUGGUUGGGUACUCGACCAAUUUGCGUCUAUACUUGAACAUGGUUGGGGCGUGUAUACCCAAAACCUAUGGUCGUUCCUCGAUGUCAUGUUCUCGACAAUCUUCAUCAUAUACCUGGUCUUGCGAAUCUACGCCUUCUCAAUUGUCGACGAGGAAGAGUCCAUCCUUCUCGCCCGGACUGCCCUUGACAUCCUCAGUUGUGGCGCACCAGUUCUCAUUCCGAGGCUGGCGUUCAACGUCAUGUCGGAGAACAUGCUGUUUCUCUCAUUGAGAGCGAUGAUGUCUGAUUUUUUGACAUUGACUGCUCUAGCCGUGUGGUGUUUUGCGGGUUUCCUCUUGAGUCUCAAGUGGUUGCACGCUGGCGCUCAUCAGGCUGUGACAAUCGGGGAAUGGAUGAUUUGGAUAUGGUUCGGUCUGGACGGGACCGGUAUUGAUCAAUCUCCAGACUUCCACUGGCUUCUCGGACCUCUCUUGAUGGUUUUGUUCGCUUUCCUGGGCAACACGUUGUUCCUGACGGUCCUCGUCUCGAUGUUGACGAACACAUUCAGCGGCAUCGUCAGCAACGCUGUCCAAGAAAUCCAAUUUCGACGCGCGGUCCUCACUUUCGAAGGGGUCAAAUCAGAUGCAAUCUUCGCGUAUAUGCCGCCCUUUAACAUCCUCGCGCUUAUCCUCAUGCUUCCUCUAAAGUGGAUACUCUCAGACAGAAUGUUUCACAAAGUCAACGUCGCAGCGGUCAGGACCAUCAACCUACCAAUGCUGUUGAUUGUUGCAUGGUACGAGAGGAGGACACUAUGGCUGUCGGACAAGCGGAAGAUUUCAAGCAGCAAGAAAAUUGACUGGAAGAAUCCUGGCGGGCCCAGAGCAACACCUGCACAAUACUGGGCUCUCUCACGGUUUAGUGUACAUGGAGAUAUCCACGCGGUGUUCGACAUCGACCCGCCACAGUCAGUACUGGACAAGAUCGCCGAAGAAGACAAUCUGGAUCACAGCGACGAUAUGGGGAUCCUAUCCAACACCAAGCUGCAGAACCAAUUCACGCACUUGUCAGAGGAAAGGAGAGCGAGCCAGACCGCUGAUUCGAACCGAAGAGCGUCGGUCAAUCCGCAGCCCGCGAAGAGCGGAAGAAGAGAGUCUCAAGUGGACCAGAAGUUGAAAACCCAGUUUCAUGAUUCGAGUGAUGAGACUGGGGACGAGGCACAACACCCGCCCGGGUACCGAAAGCCAAAGAGGCGUCAGAGAAUGGAUUCACUGGUCGACCUGGACGGCGACCGAGACGACCGGAUCCUGGAAGCGACGGCGAGACUGCACAAAAUAGAAGACGCGUUGGAAAGAAUGGAAGCCAUGCUUGCUCAGUUAAUGGGCGGAGAUGCGAGCAGUGAGAACAGCGAGGGACGGGAGGAGCUCGCCUCGGAGAUAAGGGACAACUCGAUCCAAUGAAAGAUACUGUGUAGGGUAUGAGAAUUGUCGUUCUAGCAUGCGAAGAGAUACC